UAUAUAGUGUAGUAGUAUUUAUAUAAAUUGAUCAUGGAUGUCGGUAGUGAAAACAUAGAUUUUGUUAAACUAAUAAAUUUAAAAGGCAAUGUAGAUAAUAUUACCCCUCACAAAAUUGCAGUAGUUGCGUUUAUUCGCGAGUAUGGGCUCUUGAAAAUGGAAGCAAAAGACAUGACCGAUCGUGCCAUGGCUCCAAAGUACAGGAAAGAUUUUUGUAUUCUUGCUUUAAAACUCAUUCAAUGCCCUGAUAUGGAAUUUAAGGAAUUGGAAUCAUUAUUAACAGAUGGCUGCUACAAUUUGCUGGAUGUGCAUUUGGAAAACUUUUGUGUCCGUCUAAAAAAUAUUUACUUUAAUGGUAUUAAUGCAUUGAUGGACUGCGUCACAAGUACAAUUGAUAAGCUAAUGAUUCAACAAGUAGAAACUAUACCUUGUAUUAUAACCAAGUCUAGUGUAUUAGGGUUAUAUUUAAGGAGAAUCCUUUUGUAUUUGGAUAAGCUCACUUUUGUUCAAGUUGUGUCUCUUUACAAGUCAUUUUGUGUAUAUUACCAGAAGGGAAGACCAGGGCUGAUGAUGAGGUCAUUAAGUAAGGAGAAACUGAAUAAUGUGGAAUCUCAAACUUCAUUUAAUGUAUCUCAAGUAUUGCCUGAAGAAUCAAAAACACAGGACCUUGUGUUGAGAAUGAAUAUUGUUGACAGGGAUUUCUUAGAAGAAUGCCAGUGGUCUAGAAAACAAGCAGAGCUCUUUACUGCGCAGCAGGCAAAUCUGUUGCAAAUUAAUGAACAGAAAGCUUUACCACCUAAACAGCUACAAAAAACAAUAAUGCAAAUAAUUAAUGACAUACCCGAAUAUCCUGAUAUACAUUUUCUUAGUUUUCUCAACUGCAUUCGAAUGAAAGAAUUUUGUGGGGCUCAAGACUCGCUGUACAACUGCUUCGACCGGGCCGUGUUCAACAUAUGCGGCACAGGAAAUUCCAGUAACGAUCGAAAUAAAAACUUUCGGUAUGCCGCAUUGAACAGAGCCGCUAUGCACACGCAUUUUGGACACAUGUCAACGGCGAUGGAGGGCGUGCGCGAGGCGUUGGCGACGGCGCAGGAGGCGGCGGACGGGGGCUGCCUGGCGCACGCAGCGGCGUGGGGUGCUCUAGCCGGGGGCCGCGCGCGUCGCGCCGCGCUGCUGGCCCGCGUGCCGCGCCCGCCGCGCGCCGCCGCCGCUGCCGCGCAGCUCAUGGCCCAGCAUGCCGCUGUCAACGCUGCCAGACCGGCGGAAGUGUUUCAGAUAAUAAACAAGGGAGACUCCAUCAACUAUCUACAUUCGAUGACGGACCUGACGAUGGCGGGCCUGGCCAACACCGCCGCGCUUUGGGCCCUGUACGGAAAGACUGAAAUGGCUUCGUUAAACUGCCAACUUCUUCUUAACCUUAAUACGAAGUGCCGUGUGGGCGGCGGUCAGGCGUGGUCGUGGGGCGGGGCGACGGCGUGCGCACGCGCGGGCGCGGCGUGCGCGGCGCACUGGCGGGGACGCGGCGCGCUGGCGGCCGCGCUCGCGGCCCCCCGCGCCGAGCCCGCCCUGCGCCGCGCCGCCGCCGCACACCACGCCGACGCGGCGUUACGCACCGGAAAAUGGGAGGAAGCCGACCAAUGCAUUCGUCAGCUGGCGUCGUUUGACCGUUGGGAGAGUCAGCUGCUGCGGGCUGAGAUGUACUUCCUCAAAGGGGACGCGACAGACGCUCUGGAGGUUUUACACGACGUGCUCGACUACUGCAACACCGAGGACGACAGCCUCCACUACAUGGCGAUACGGAUCAAGGCCAUGAUCAUGAUGUCGGAGGUCCAGCACACGUUCAGCAACAUCAGGUCCACGAACAUAAUGCUCCUCAACGAGGCAUUGUCGUUGGCGAAGAAGUACAACCUGCAUUACUUGGCGGCGACGGCGGAGAUGCACGUCGCUAACGUGCAGCUGCACAUGGGCGGCGCGCGGAACUCGCUGCUGCUCGCGCGGAAAGUGCUGCCGGUUAUUAUGGAGCACGGCAGCGCCUACGAUUCCGCGAGAGCGCUCCUGUUAUAUACCAAAUGCCGCAUCGCAACAGCGCCGCCGGCGGGCGAGGCGCGCGUGCAAGUUCUACAGACAUGCUGCAAUUCACUUGACAUUGUCAAAGAAAACUUUACUAAAAUCGGAGCGCAGGCGAGGUUACUUCACACUUGGUAUUUACAGGCUCAAUUAUAUCACGAUAUCGGCAAUGUGAUUUCUCGAAACCAAUGUGCGUGGAUGUACAGACAAAUCGAAUCGCAAAUUUCUGUUGAAUCUUCAAAUAUGCUACUUGUGAUGUAUUAAUUUUUACGUUAAUAAAAAUAGAAUAUUCAAUAAA
Messenger RNA from Aricia agestis (brown argus), 2365 nucleotides. It is a transcript of the gene ida, whose product is annotated as anaphase-promoting complex subunit 5. Gene Ontology annotation, biological process: anaphase-promoting complex-dependent catabolic process; positive regulation of mitotic metaphase/anaphase transition; protein K11-linked ubiquitination. Gene Ontology annotation, cellular component: anaphase-promoting complex. Lineage: Eukaryota; Metazoa; Arthropoda; Insecta; Lepidoptera; Lycaenidae. The record is from RefSeq and is a predicted model, not a curated record. The transcript is spliced from 13 exons. Bases 34 to 2331 code for a protein of 765 amino acids.